Coregonus clupeaformis (lake whitefish) is the source of this 958-nucleotide messenger RNA. Its product is annotated as zinc finger and SCAN domain-containing protein 21-like. Gene Ontology annotation, molecular function: DNA-binding transcription factor activity; RNA polymerase II cis-regulatory region sequence-specific DNA binding. The coding region runs from base 47 to 958 and encodes 303 amino acids. NCBI's taxonomy places the organism in Eukaryota, Metazoa, Chordata, Actinopteri, Salmoniformes, Salmonidae. The transcript is spliced from 7 exons. The record is from RefSeq and is a predicted model, not a curated record. Gene Ontology annotation, biological process: regulation of transcription by RNA polymerase II.
AGCUGAGCAGCACAGGACCACACACAGUCUCACUGAGUCAGUAGACAUGGAGGAUGGGAAGCCUGAUCUGCUGCUGGUCAAAGAGGAGACAAUAGAAGACGGACCAGAGAGCAUUGACCUGCUGAGUGGACUAAAUAUGGGGGAGCAUGGUGGUUGGCUGGAGGCUAACAGAGGAGACUGGGCGACCAUCUUGGAUUCCCAGACCCAGAUGGGUGCAGUCAAGGGCCUAAGGGACAACAUCACUGAGCAGGCCAGGACCAGAGGCGACAUAGUGGAGUCAGUAGACAUGGAGGAUGGGAAUCUUGAUCUGCUGCUGGUCAAAGAGGAGACAGUAGAGGACGGACCAGAGAGCAUUGAUCUGCUGAGUGGAGUAAAGAUGGGGGAGCAAGGUGGUUGGCUGGAAGCUAACAGAGGAGACUGGGCGGCCAUCUUGGAUUCCCAGACCCAGACUGGUGCAACCAAGGGCCCAGGGGACAACAUUACUGAGCAGGCCAGGACCAAAGGCGACAUAGUGGAGGUCAGUGGAUGGGACAGCGUCCUCAACUCUGGACUGGGGAACAACACUGUUGACCACUACCAGAAACAGACAGUGGAACACAAAACAACAUCUGAACUUUGUCUCCAUGACAACAGACUGGCUGAGACCAGGCGAGACUUAGAUUUGGUCUGCGGGGAUGGGGAGGUGUCCACCUCAAACAAUGCCAGUUCCUCAACACUAAAUGGCUACACAAGCCCAUUGACAAAUGACAGUAGUAGUAAUGCUAUCAGUAGAUCCGGUGGCAAAGAGAAGCGCUUCCUGUGUUCGUUCUGUGGGAAAGCCUUCAGUUUCCCCAAACAGGUGGAGAUCCACCAGAGGAUGCACACGGGGGAGAAGCAGUUCGGCUGCCACCUGUGUCGGGCCAGUUUCACCCACUCGUCCAAGCUGAAGAGGCACCAGAGGUCCAUGAGGACCUGCUGA